Saccoglossus kowalevskii is the source of this 1167-nucleotide messenger RNA. Its product is annotated as solute carrier family 35 member G2-like. Gene Ontology annotation, cellular component: membrane. The record is from RefSeq and is a predicted model, not a curated record. NCBI's taxonomy places the organism in Eukaryota, Metazoa, Hemichordata, Enteropneusta, Harrimaniidae.
AUGAAACAGUCAUCGGAAAAGUUCCAAUCGCUCACCGCUCCUGACAAUGCAACACACGCCACAAAUGAAGAUAUUUCUGACAGCAGCUCAACAAGUUGUUGCGACGGCGGAUGCGGUCGGUGGUGUCACGGACAUCUACACAGUCUGGAAGGGAUGUUAAUGGCCCUGUUAUCGGGGAUCUCCUUAGCAGUGUCGUCAAUUUACACUCGUCUAUCAAGCGAUGGCGGAGUCCCAAGGUUUCACACGACGUUUAUCAAUAACAUACCACUAGCACCCGUCGUCAUUCCCUUCAUGGUCUACUACAAAGUAAACCCAAUCUGCCACGAGCGAUGGAGGGAUACACUGGUCAUACUUCUCUUAGGGUGCGGUCGAGCUGUUGUUAUCAUGGCACAGACGAUAUCGUUUACGUACGUCAACUCGGGCAACGCCGUAGCGCUGUUGAAUGGAAUAACGGCAGUGGCGGCGUCACUCCUGGCAAGUCUUUUCCUACGCGAGAAAUGCAGGCUAAUAGGCAUUGUAGCAAUAUGCGUAGAUAUAGUAGGUAUAGUUUUAUUAAUUCGACCACCGUUUAUUUUCGGCCAUCUAUCGGAAAGUUACGGUUACACCAUGGACUUGACCAUUGGAUACUCUCUUAUCACAGUUGCCGCGGUCAUUCUCGCUAUCGUGAUCGUGGCGUCUCGUAAACUACUACAACGGGUUAGUAUACUGAUCGUCACAUUUUACGCCGGUGUCAUGGGAUUUGUAUUAAGUUUGAUUUUUAUGCUGGCGCUUGAGACGUCAGUUUUUCCAAUAACCGACUUGUCGUUGAUUUUCUAUCUGUCCCUAAUGGCGAUAAGUUACACCAUAGCGUUUUACACAUUGUACAGGGCCGUACAAGUACAAGAUGCGAGCACGUGUGCAUUACUUAGAAACAUAUCUAUCGUAGUGGCGUUUGUACUGCAACACUACGUGCUAGAAACCAGACCAACUCUGCUUGACAUUAUCGGGGCUUCUCUAAUCCUCGUUGGAACAUCAGUGGUUUCCUUGGAAACCUGGUGGAUUAAAACUCACCGUAAAGACGAAGAAGAGGACUUGUUACUCUCAGAAGACAGCGGUAGCGAGAUGAUACCAAUCACUGGGUUCGGUGCUACUAUUGAUAGGGAUAACAAACACAGUAAAUGUCAGUAG